CUACCUUCCAUGUCCGAUGUUGAGCGAAAACGGCAGAUUCUAAAUUUUGCUACAUUUGCACGAAAGCAGUUUCUAAAGUUAUCAGUCCUCGUCAAAUGGGCUGAAAAUGCGAAUGAUAUCCAAAUGUGUCAGAACAUCAUGGCCCAUCUAGCUAACCAAAACAAGAUUUUCCAAGAUACGUCUGAUUACUUACACAAAAUUCAUGUCGAAUUGCCGGCAGCAAGAACACGCAAUUAUGAUGUGAAGACUGCCGUCGAUGUUCUAACAACUGGUACUUACCAGCGAAUGCCAACAAAAAUAAAGGAUAUGGUUCCUCCCGCAUGUCUAACGGAUGAAGAAGUGCUGGAAACCUUCCAGAAAAUGAAUGAUGUUAUCCGUGUGAGAUUGCUGACAACAGAAGUACUACCAUCUCCUAUGUUGGACCAUCGGAUAGAAAAUGGACGGAUCUACUUCUCAAUUGAGAAUGAAUUCAAGGUAUCACUCACAUUAAUGGGACCUAGUAAUGCUCGGCAAUGGUGGAUUGUGUCUCUGGAUGUUUUGGUACAAACAGCGGAAGGUGGAGGAGGAGCAGCAGGUGAGAGAAUAUAUAUUGAGUAG
Molecule: messenger RNA, 597 nt
Organism: Phycomyces blakesleeanus NRRL 1555(-)
Lineage: Eukaryota; Fungi; Mucoromycota; Mucoromycetes; Mucorales; Phycomycetaceae
Exons: 4
Biological process (GO): regulation of transcription by RNA polymerase II
Cellular component (GO): core mediator complex; mediator complex
Molecular function (GO): transcription coregulator activity
Source: RefSeq, a predicted model, not a curated record